Molecule: messenger RNA, 1998 nt
Organism: Linum trigynum
Lineage: Eukaryota; Viridiplantae; Streptophyta; Magnoliopsida; Malpighiales; Linaceae
Source: the annotation of a GenBank genome assembly
GCCCAAGCUAUGCAGAGCCAAAAUUUGGUCAAAGUUAUUCAACGAGAAAAGAAAGAAAAAAAAUGGUCAAAGUAGCUCCCGAAGAUUCAUGGAGAGGAAGAAAGGACAAUCGAAGCCGCCAUUAGAGCCAGCGGCGGACUAAAAAAUUACACGAUGCCCCUGCCGGCGGGGCAAUUCUUGGGUUUUGUUUAUUGGACCACUAACAGAGGGAUUGGGAUAAUAUAGAAAUAAAUUUUGAAAGAAGAAGAAGAAGGCUAAAGCGAUUGUUGCAGUGGAGCUGCAGCUGAGUGUGGCAAUGACCAAUGAUGACGACCGGCGGCUCCACCGCUUUAUCUUAAUAUAAAUAUUAAAAAAAUACCCUCGUUAGCUCUCCAGCGGUCUCCCGGAGUUGGGUAUUUCUCUGAAGCCCUUACCGAUCUCAGUCGUCCAUGUAAGUCCAGUCGCCGUCCUCCUUUUUGUUGCCCGAAUCCGGUGGUUUACUUCCUUCCUUUCUCGUCCCUUGUUCGUCAAUUGGUUGAAGUUGUUGAACUUCGUUUCCUUUUAGUUCCCGUGAGCUGAAAUCCAUUAUCCAGGACCCACAAUUUCUUGGGAUUGUUUUGUGAUAAUUUUGACUGAUUCUGUCUAGUAGAUUGCCUGUAGAUCGUGUUUGAAGGUUUAGCGUGAUCGUCUCUUUCAGCAAAAUGGCACGAUCUGCGAUCGACGAGCUGUCCCAUUCCGGUGCCUUUAUGAGAACUGCUUCCACUUUCCGGAACUUCAUAUCACGGGAAUCAAGCUCCCAGUUCCCACCGGAAUCUGGGAGGUACCAUCUCUAUAUCUCGUAUGCUUGCCCCUGGGCUUCCAGAUGCCUGGCUUACUUGAAGAUCAAAGGCCUCGACAAGCACGUUUCCUUCACUUCUGUGAAACCCAUAUGGGGCAGAACCAAGGACAGUGAUGAGCAUAUGGGAUGGGUUUUCCCCAAAUCCGACACAGAGGAACCAGGAGCUGACCCUGACCUUUUGAAUGGAGCACAGAGCAUUAGGGACUUGUACGAGCUCGCCAGCACUAACUACACCGGAAAGUACACUGUUCCUGUACUGUGGGACAAAAAGCUCAAGACCAUAGUUAACAACGAGAGUGCAGAGAUAAUUCGCAUGUUUAAUACAGAAUUCAACAGCAUAGCUGAGAAUCCGGCAUUAGACCUCUACCCUCCACACUUGCAAGCUCAGAUUGAUGCGGCCAACGAGUGGAUAUAUAGCGGGAUAAACAAUGGUGUGUACAGAUGUGGGUUUGCCAGGAAGCAGACCCCUUACGAAGAGGCUAUAAAAGAGUUGUAUGAAUGUCUGGACAAAUGUGAGGGCAUCCUGAGUAAGCAACGAUACAUAUGUAGAGAUGCAGUAACUGAAGCAGAUAUCCGGCUGUUCGUCACACUGAUCAGAUUCGAUGAGGUAUACGCAGUUCACUUCAAAUGCAACAUGAAGCUACUGAGGGAGUACCCAAACCUGUUCAAUUACACAAAGGACAUCUACCAAAUCCCCGGGAUGAGCUCUACUGUGAACAUGGCUCACAUCAAGCGCCACUACUACGGCAGCCACCCUUCCAUCAAUCCCUUCGGAAUCAUCCCUGUUGGUCCAGAUAUUGAUUACUCUUCCCCACAUGAUAGAGAAAGGUUCUAAUGAGCUUCUACCAGGAUGUAACUUGUUGGUGUUGUGUGGUUUGCUUUGUAGUCGGCAAGGAAUAAGGUGUUCUCCCAUGUAUUUGUGUUGUUGUUUCUGUUUUGGAGUCUAUUGUUUCUUGUAUGGCACGACAAUGGCGGAUCCAGAAAUUUUUUAUAGGGGUGUCCUUUUUAAAAAAAUAAAAUAAAUAAUUCAUAAAUAAGAAAAUACAUGACUAGUACAAAUUUUAACAAAAGGCCACAACGUGUUUUCAUAUUCUGAAAAAGAAUAUAAAAUAUACUCGACGUCUUUACUGCUCAACAAAUCUAUAUAUCAUACUAGACAAUAAUAUACGAACUGAUCUCAU